AUGUCUCCACAAGACCCUGUGUAUUCACAAAACGAUCCACUGUUGGUAGGCAAUUCAAAUAGAUCACAAUCAAGUGAUCCUUGGAAGACCAUUGCUAAGAUAGCUACAGUAGUCAUUGGAAUCCUGUUCGUAACAUCGCCAAUUGUUUUCGGAGUUUCCGGAGUUGCUGAGAAAAAUAAAGAAAGCAAACACGGUUCUCUUGCGAAUCAAACAUCUGCGAAUAAUGCAACGGAAGAAAAUACCCCUAAGAAUUAUUCGACAUCAUUCACAGAAACGAAAAAGUCUAUUAUAUUGAAUCAAAAAACGGAUGGAACAGUCACAGAAUACGCAACAUUUGAGUACAACGUUACAAGCGACGAGUACUCACGGCUCAACAAUGAUGGGACAAAAAUUCAACCAUGGCUCGUGAAGAAUAUGGAACGAAAGGUCAAGUUUUAUUACUUCAAAGGUUUCCCCGUUAGAAAGACUGAAUUUAUACACAAGAUAAAACCAAAUGAGGACGGAUUGAUUUAUUGGAAAUUCGAAUUGGUGGACUCUUCUGAAAUGUAUGUAGAUGAAGUAGCGAUGACCAUGUAUAAAAUGUAUAAAAUUAUCGACAAUAAAGGAAAAGCAGAAAUGUGUACCGAUGAUUCUCUAAAGAACUGCUCGGAUAUUCCGAAAGAUGACGAAUUGAUGAUUCUUAAUCCAAAAUUCAAAACGUUUUUCAUUGGUAUGAAGAUGUCCAAAAGAGAAGAUUUUACUGACACAUAUUGGUUUGACACAAGCGAGAUGGGCAGUUUUUCUGUAAAAGUCAGUUCACAAAAUCAAAAUUUCCGGCAAACCGGCUUGGUUGAUAUGACACUAUUCUACUUUCAAUAAAAGUAUUAUUUUCAAAAAAACGAUUGGUUACCCAUCUAUACAAAGAAACGGGAGACAUAAUUCAUUUGGCUCCACGUGUAUCAGAUGAAUAUGAUCAUGGGUUAAAAUUUGUAGUUGGACAGAACCACUUUGUCAUGGGCGAACAUUAUAAUAAGGUUACGUUCAAACCUUGGUCCGUGAAAAAUUUCGCAAUGGAAAAGGAGUUUCCAUCGGGGAUCGGCUAUUUACAGAAGAUAAUUCCGGAUCAGGAUGCUUGGAUCUACUGGAACAUAAAUAUGCAUGAUGAUAAAAAACAAUUGAUACAUUUAAAAAUUGAAAUAUUACAAAUGCAAGAGCUUGUCAAUCAUGGAGGAUUAGCUGAAUUCUGUCCAAAUUCUUUAGAAAACUGCAUGGAUAUUCCGAGCAAUGGUAGCUUACAAUUUGAGAAACCACCAUUUGAUAAAUUCUUCAUUGGUAUUAAGAUGCUCAACAACAUGACAACUAAUCAUACCAAUCUGCCAAAGAUAGACGAUAUGGGCAGUUUUAAUGCUAGCGGUCAUUGGAAACUACUUCGUCGUUAUGAAGAAUUUGAUACACAAAGGCAGCCCAUCCAAUUAAUUCCGGAAUCGGGAAAAAACUAUAUAAAAUUCACUUACGACGUUAUCAACAAUGUCUAUUCGCAUAAUAAUGCCGAUGGAUCAGACGUCUCGCCUAGGGAGCUUCAGUAUAUUGAAAGAAUAGUACACGAAGGCAACAAUGAAGCAUUCAUACAGCCAGACUAUCCUGAAGAGGUGAAUGGUGGUCAUAUACAUUGGAUGUUCAGAUUGAAAAACAAUGGGAAAUCCGUCAAAAAAGUGGUGAUCAAAAUGGCGGGAGUAGAUGAUAUUUUGAAGGAAAACGCAGGAAUUAUUGAAGCUUGUUCAAACUAUUACAUAAAUUGCACAAAUAUUCCGACAAACAAGAGUUUGAUAAUGGAGUAUCCAGUGGAUAUGCUAUACAUAAGUGUUAUUCUUUCUGAUAAUAUACGACUAUUUAAAACCGAUGUCAAUGAUAGAAAAACUGUGGAAACGUUUUUAAUUGAAGUUUACUGGCAAGACACUCCUGAAACUUCCACAGCAACUACAACUGUCUCUGAAAUGUCAGCAACGCCUAGAAGCAUUGGUACAACUACACCUUCAAAUGACACUGAAUCUCAUCAAGAUGUAGUCUCAACGCAAUUACUAACAUGGCGGCAACAGCAUAUCGCUUUGGGACCAAUAUCCAGAGAAAAUCAUGUGAAAUUCACCUACGAUGUCAUGAGGGACAUGUAUUCGCACACUAAGCCGAAUGGAUCUUCAUAUGUUCCGUACAAUGUUGAAAAUAUUGAACGAGUAGUGGAUAAACGAUUGAAUCAAGUUUAUUUACAUAGGAACGAUUUAACAAAAUAUACUUAUAUAAGUUGGGUAUUCGAUAUGACGAUCGAUGGGAAAGUAGUAGUCAAAUUGACAAUUAAAGUAAGCGGAAUGGAAAAACGUGCCAGUAGAGGGAAAUUAGAAAUUUGUCGAAUUUAUGGAUACGAGAAGUGCACAGCGAUUCCUAUUGACGAAGGAUUUACGAUUGAGUAUCCUCAAUUCUCUGUUUUCAAGAUUGAAUACUACUACAACGCGCUCAGCGAUCCGAAAAAUAAUCCAGAUACAAUACUUUUCAAAACCAAAUUGAAGGAAGGACUCAACGUGGAAAGUCUCUCAGUCGAAGUCAACUGGAAGCCCAAAGGACCACUCGCCAACCAAACUACACUGUCAACCUAA
This is a messenger RNA of Caenorhabditis elegans, 2624 nucleotides long. NCBI's taxonomy places the organism in Eukaryota, Metazoa, Nematoda, Chromadorea, Rhabditida, Rhabditidae. The record is from the annotation of a RefSeq genome assembly.